CACUUUUUUGCAAAGUUUAAUCUCCCGUCGCGUCCUCUUCGACAUAGAUACCUACGCGUUGUUUAAUCUGCAAAAUAACGCGUCUGUUACAGCAAUAGUAAAAAUGUUAAUUGGUGACAUUGUGAAUCCGUCGAGAAAUUAUGAAAGAAAGAGAAAUCCCGUCUGCGAUUCUAUUCAUAUGUGGGGGAUCUUGUGCUGUCGGUGUUUACUUUUCGUAGUACUUUAUAGGAACUAAUUGCUGAUGUUGCUGAAGAUCACUUGUUAUAGAGAAUCGAGGACGAUCUCAGAAACGAGCAUCCCGGACUUUCUCAAGCGCAUCAUAGAAACCCUUAUCCGUACUUGAUGUCAUUGAAAGGAUUGAAGAAUCUUCCUCGAAUUGUACUGGAUAAUCGGACGCAAUAAAGAAAAGUUAAGUUAGAGGAAUGUACAAAGUUCAUCUUUGCUUAUUUCAGGUGUUUUGAGGAGUAGCUUUGCAUUAGGUCCCGUCAAAUAGGACAAUUUUGAGACAAUAAUUGAAUUACUCACAGCCAAAAGAAACGUGAUUUUUUAAAAACAAGUUUGCUUUCCGAUAGGCAGAAUAUGCACAUAUGAUAUCUGAAGAAGUUUGGUUCAAAAAAUUAUCUUCCCUCAGAUUUUUAAGUAGCUACUUCUUAACGUUAGGUAUGUACUGUAUGUUUUGGACGGGAGUAAAAUCAUCUCAAUUUUUAACGCCACAGAAUAUAGAUAUAUAUAAUAACUUUAAAAUACUAGCGUUUAUUUUCAAUACUUUAUAACCCGGAAACGAUUGAAUUUAGGUACAUUAUGCUUCCUACAAAUUUUGCUUACAAUGAAGGGAAGAAUCUAAAUAUCGAAUAAUGGACAGGGUGUUGCAAAAUUAUUACUGCCUAAUAGACAUUACAAGCCUUAAUACUAUUGUAUUUACCUUUUUUCGAUACCUUAUAAUAAUAAUAAUAAUAAUAAUAAUAAUAAUAUAUAUUGACUGCAUACUUGUAACAAAAAAAUAUACAUUUGCAGAAGUCACACAAUAUUGUUGAAAUCUAAAUCUUCUAAAUUUUCAAAUUCUGCUACGCUAUAAAAGGCAUGUUUAAUUAAUACACAUUUAAGAAUUUUCCUAAGACUUAGGAUUGAUAAUUUUCUUAUACUUACAGGUAAUUUAUUAAAAAGUAUGACAGAAGUGUUGUAUAUUGUCCCCGGUAAUCGACCGUUUACAGACUUAUCAGCGACCCUGUAUAAUACUGAUGUUCAUAAAUCAAACAAUCAUUAUUUUUCUUGUGAGAAUUACGUACGUGUAGGUACAUAAAAACAAAAAUUUGCUGAUAUACAAGAAGUCAGGUUAAAAAAAACUGAUUCAAGAAAUUUAAAAAAAGCCAAAGAGAAAUUUUGGAAAUUUACCAAAGCCGACCAAGUGAAUUUCUGAAGAAUUUAAAGAACUGGAAGAAUUGUAAGAAACGGAAGAAUCUGAUUAACUUGAAAUGACUGAUCCAAAAAGGCGGUAACAAAUCUAAGGAAUUUCAACAAACCAAAAAAUUAAGAGAACGAAGUGACGAAUGGAAAAGAUUCAAAGAAAUGGAAAGUGUUGAAGAAUUCGAAUGAUGAAUUUGAAUACACUGAUAAAACGAACCAAUCAGGAAAUUGGAAAGUUUGUGGUAAAAGUGAAAGUGAAAGGCGACUUUCACACCACCAACCAAUCAUAGAGCGCGCAGCCCUUAGUGUGAAUCUCGUUAGAAAGUAUAAAACCUUUUCCACCCCGCACCUUUCAUCAAUUGCAGUUGUGUAGUGGUGCAGAAUGUUUUCGUUAAUAGCCUUCUCGUUACCCGCCCUCUGUGUGCUUCCAGUGGAAAUGUUGGCUGAAAUUUUUCGAUAUUUGGACGACAAGUCGUUGUUGAAUGCAGCUUUGGCUAGCAAGUACUUUAUGAAGAUCUGCAAAGGAGAUCCAGUUUUGCGGCGCAGAAUUAGAAAGCGCAUUGUAGAAGAGAAGAAAAUAUGGAGGGAGAUAGUUACUAAUGCAAGAAUGGGAGUCGACGUUAUACGUGAAGAAACCUCUCAACCGUUUGCUAGAAAUGUUAAAAAGGUCGUUGAAAUACGCCCGUUGCAUUUUAGAAGACCUGCUGAACAGGAAACUUUAAAGGCGGUGCCAUUUGAGCUCGGAGUUGUCGGUUCCAGACGCAAUGGUGGAGGAAAGCUAAGAGUCAAGAAAAAUCACAAAGUUCGUGCUGAACCUUACAAUGCUAUUAGAUGUUAAUGCAAUUUGCCUUUCAUUUUGUAACCAUAGUAGAUAUUACUGCACUAUCGGAAUUGUUUAUAAAUAUGUUGACAAAAAUGUAAAGUUUGCUAUAAAUAAAUUAUAAAUAUCA
This is a messenger RNA of Photinus pyralis (common eastern firefly), 2354 nucleotides long. RefSeq lists its product as uncharacterized. Bases 1787 to 2242 code for a protein of 151 amino acids. The record is from RefSeq and is a predicted model, not a curated record. Lineage: Eukaryota; Metazoa; Arthropoda; Insecta; Coleoptera; Lampyridae. Gene Ontology annotation, molecular function: protein binding. The transcript is spliced from 3 exons.